UGUAAAUUAAUAGUUGGGCCGUGGAUGUUCAUGUAAUAUCACAAAGGCAAAACAAUGACGGCCGAGCAUCAGUCCGCUUUCUUGAUUCUGUAUUCUCGUCUCCAAACACUCCCUCGUUCAACCGCGGUUCGGCGGGAGGAUGGAAAUUUCCGACGAGUUCACGGCCAAAGCCACCACCUCGAAUUCGAACCGCAACAAACCCUACGAAACUAGAGACGGCGGCGAGCUCUCAUCCUCCGAUAACGAGACCGAAGAUGCACAUCCCGUUUGUUCCAACAUGCUUGCUUCUCUUGCACCUCCAGUAUCUCCCAUUUUUCCUCUGCAAAGUAAAUGUAAUGUAGCUAUUCAGGCUGAUAUGGAUGAUAAAUUGGAGACAAUACAAAAUAUAUGUCAGAAAAUUGUGGACACUACAAACUUGUACUCAUUUUCUAAAUUGGAUGACCAGCAAGUAUAUUCUCUUAUGAGGCUGAGGGAAAUUUCUCAUCGGGUUAUCAGUGACCGAGAUUCAAGGGUGACAAAAAAUGAUGUGAUUAGUGCUAUGUGCUCUUACAUCAACAAGCUGGCAGGUAAAUGCAAGGAUAUUGUUGACCUUGUGAAUAGGAUGUCAAAUAAAGACUUGGACGACCAGCAACUGCAACAAUUAUCAAGAUUAAAGGAGCUUCUAUGCGGGAUUGUUGAUGGGGCUAAAGAUGUGGAAACUGAACCUUCCCAUAUUGUUGAACAGGGCAUUGCAAGUGAUAUGUGGAUAACGGAGAGUCUGGAGGUCGAACCAAUUGAUUCCAGCAAUGAUGAUGUACUUCUUGGAGAGACACAACUUAUAAUGGUUGAAGAUGAACAGGCAGUAGCUGAAGCUAGGCUCGAGAAUAAAUAUUAUGACCUGUCACAUGUUAAGCACUCUGUUACUUGGCCACCAAAUGGUAGCUUAACCUUAGAGUGGGUUCUAGAGUUGAUGAAAACAUUUGGGGAGUCUUCGAGAAACUACUUGCCCAUGGAGUUUCAAUUCGUCAUGCCAGUUUCUGUGGUAGAUGCAAUACUAGAUGUAGGUGCAAGCAUCCUUCACAAGGAACCAAACUGUGUGGAAAUUGACUGCCAUGGAGAAGUUUCAAAUGUUGUUAUAGUUGGUGACAUUCAUGGACAUUAUCAUGACUUGCUUCAUCUCUUUGAACUUGCUAACUUACCAUCUAAGACCCAGUAUUACGUUUUUAAUGGCAAUUAUGUGAACAGAGGAGCAUGGGGAUUGGAGGUGUUUUUGGUCUUAUUGGUGUGGAAGAUCUUGAUGCCUGAUAGAGUAUAUCUACUCCGUGGAAAUCAUGAAACCAGAAUUUGUACAUCGUCCUUCGGUUUUGAGAAAGAAGUAGGGACAAAAUAUGGGGAGCAAGGUGAAAAAGUAUAUCACAGGUGUUUGGAAACAUUUAAGGAACUUCCUUUGGCUGCAAUUAUUGCUGGAAAAGUAUAUACAACCCAUGGAGGGUUAUUUCGUAAGCCAUGCAAUCCUGAUGUGCAGAAUGGCAAGGAAAGGGAGACGCAUGAGCUGCGGAUUGGAUCCUUACAAGACUUAUCUAAGCUCGAAAGGUUUUUUAUUGAUAUUCCAACACAAGAUGAAGAUCCAAAUAUAAUUUUGGCAGAUGUAUUGUGGUCGGAUCCUUCUAAAAUAGAUGGCUUAAGGAAAAACCAAGUCAGAGGAGCAGGUUUAUUAUGGGGUCCUGAUUCAACAGAAGCAUUCUUAAAGCUGUCCAAUUUAAAGUUGAUCAUUAGAUCACAUGAAGGUCCAGAUUCAAGGGAUGGUAAGAUUGAUUUCGAUGAUAUGAUAAUGGGAUAUAGCACAGAUCACGACAGAGAAUCAGGAAAAUUAUAUACUCUAUUUAGUGCUCCAGAUUUCCCACAGUUUGGCAGGAAGAGUUACAAUAAUGAGGGAGCAUAUGCCACUUUGAAGCCUCCGGAUUUCGAAACUCCAUCCUUCCAUACAUUUAAAGCCGCAGAUAAACCGAAGAUAAAUGUUUGCUAUUUUGGUUGUGAAGGACAUGAUGUAGAUUUAGACUUGACAUUAAUGGCUCUGGCUGACGUCGUCUCUUCUAAAAACUCUAGUCCUGUUGAGAUUCAUUCUGGGGUUGAUUUUGAGGCAUUAGGCAUAGUAAACCCACCUUCUUGGAGCAUUACAUUGACAGAUGAUGCUACAGGUACCCAAAAUGUUCAAAUUCCGAAAGCUCCCGUGGUAGAAGGGCUGCCUUUGCCACCAAACAUAGAGGAGCCUCACAAGGCUGCUUAUGAAUACUUCUUGGAGCUCAUUGCAGGGCUGAAAUUUAUGCUUCAAAAAACGGAAAAUACGAACAAUAUGCACAUACCUCAUCGGAAGAGGAAGAAAUUGAAUUAGACUUGUGAAGAAAUUGAACAGAAAAUCUGGAUCGGUGAACAAAUGAAAACAUCUCUGCUUAUUUUGCAAGUGGUAAAUUGGAUUGACCAUGGAGAUGAUUUAAGAGUUGAAGCUUUGUUUGCAUCCAUCCCUCUUCACUCUCCUUGCUGUAUUGAUCUGAUCUUUCCUUCUUUGUCAUAUCAAAGGACAAUGUUGAGAAGAUCGAGAGAUGAGAUGAGAUGAUGUAGUGGAGCCGAAUGAUUAAUUUAUUUCUUGAUUCUUUUCUAUGCUUCCAAAUGUUUGUACAUUUCAUCUCAAAGAAGUCCAGUCCCAACUCAAAAAUUCGUGAUACCCCAUCAGAAGUUUCCAUGCUCGCGCUUUGAAUAAUAUGACCAUUUACCAUUGUUGAUUAGUAUUCAGAAGACCUAAACUAAAAUGACAGUUGACACUGACACAGCUCAAAUGGGAAAACAAGACCUAUCACGAGAUGCGUAGUGUAAUAUUUAGUAGCUUUUUUCGGAGCAUUUUCCCACGUCUUCACCGAAAAAAAUAUGAAAAUUUCCUGAUUAAUCUUUCAACAUUAGAAAAUUACACGAUAAUAUCAAUUAUUAAGGAUUCAAGGGAACUAUUUGCGUUUGUUCCAUAAAAUCUCACUCAAAACUCUAAAACUUGUGAUCAACUGUGAAUAUGUUUCUAUUCAUACGAGAAACGUGCAACAUAUGGAACAGAGAAAACAUCAAGCAUUGUAUACUAAUGGCAAUGGAUAAAAAUUGUUCAAACAAAAACUGCUAAAAUCGGUCG
Momordica charantia (bitter melon) is the source of this 3151-nucleotide messenger RNA. Its product is annotated as serine/threonine-protein phosphatase 7. NCBI's taxonomy places the organism in Eukaryota, Viridiplantae, Streptophyta, Magnoliopsida, Cucurbitales, Cucurbitaceae. Gene Ontology annotation, molecular function: hydrolase activity. The record is from RefSeq and is a predicted model, not a curated record.